Molecule: messenger RNA, 1032 nt
Organism: Neoarthrinium moseri
Lineage: Eukaryota; Fungi; Ascomycota; Sordariomycetes; Amphisphaeriales; Apiosporaceae
Exons: 1
Coding region: 1-1032 (343 amino acids)
Biological process (GO): nucleoside metabolic process
Molecular function (GO): catalytic activity
Source: RefSeq, a predicted model, not a curated record
AUGAAGACGUACGAAGACUACACUGUUGCUGCGAUAUGUGCCAUAGGAUUCGAAAUGAGCGCCGUACGUUUCAUGCUCGACGGCGACGAACACCCGGGCCUCCCGCGGCAGCCUGGAGACCCAAACCAGUAUAUUCUUGGCCAGAUGAGCGGCCACAAUGUCGUCCUUGCGUGGCUUCCAGCUAUACAGGGCAAGAGUGCCGCUGCGGUAGUUGCCACAAAUCUUCAACGAACUUUUCCGUCUCUGCAGUGGCGUUUCAUGGUGGGCAUCGGAGGGGGGGUUCCGAGUGUGGAUCGAGAUAUCCGCCUGGGCGAUGUCGUCGUGAGCAUGCCCGACGGACUGCAUGGCGGUGUGGUGCAGUAUGAUUUGGGAAAGGACACAGACAGUGGUUUCAUCCUGAAAGGCUUCUUGAAGGCGCCGCUAUCCCAUAUGAGAGCCGCUGUUGUCAAAAUGCAGUCAGAUCAUCUCGUUGCUGAUAACAAAGUGGAAGAGUUCGUCUCAGCCUUGUUACAACGACAUAGGCGGCUUCAAGUCUACCAGCGGCCGCCCGCUGAGACAGACGUUCUAUUUGAUGAUACAGACGAUGGACCGCAGAUCUGCAUGAGGCCAGCCCGCCAAAGCAGUGGCCCCGAAAUCCACUAUGGAUUGAUUGCAUCUGGCGACCGAGUGAUGCGGUCUUCAAUCAAGCGAAGCUCAGAAGUGAAUAACAUAGGAGACAUCCUCUGUUUCGAGAUGGAAGCUGCCGGACUAGCGACAGAGUUCUCUUGCAUCGUGAUCCGAGGCAUUUCGGACUAUGCAGACUCCCACAAAAAUGACACUUGGCAGCAUUACGCAGCUGCAGCAGCUGCCGCUUGCACCAAAGAGCUUCUGGCCUACAUAGAGCCCACUGCUUCUGAGGAUGCUGUUACAGACACAAAAUCGCCGACAGGCGUUGAAGACCAGUCAACUGUGUAUUCCAGUUUUGUUGGCCGUGGAAUUCACAAUGCAGGGAGCGGGAACUUUUCAGUGGGCGGGAACGUACACAUUAGCUAA